Molecule: messenger RNA, 1368 nt
Organism: Paramecium tetraurelia
Lineage: Eukaryota; Ciliophora; Oligohymenophorea; Peniculida; Parameciidae
Exons: 6
Molecular function (GO): protein binding
Source: RefSeq, a predicted model, not a curated record
AUGCAAUAAAAAGAGAAAAAAUUUGAACCCAUUAAAAUGCCUAUCAAGGCAAAAGGACUGGCUGAUGCUUAAGUUUAAAAGCAAAUCACAACUGACAAGCAUCCCCAAAAGAAAAUUUAAAAAAUAAUUAGCAAUAAUAAAAUCCUUAAUCGGAAGAGAGAAUAGAAUUUCAGGGUAAAAUAAACAAGGAAUCCAUUGCUGCAGAAAUAUUAUGUAAAUCAAAUUUUUAUUCCAUAAGAAAAUGGAUAUGUUUAAUCGUAUGCUGAUUUUUUUUAUGUGACUAAUGAAACCGUCCCAAAAUUAUUUUAUUAACCUUCUGGAAUUUCAUUAGAGGAGCAUUUUUCAAAUCAUAGAAUUCAUCAAAAAUAUAUUAAUUAAGAUGAAGAAUUCUUGUUGGAUUUAAAAAAAAGAUUAUAGAAUGCUGAAGAAAACGCUAAAUACUAGUACCCAGACAAAACUUAGGCAUUAAACGAGUACUUGAAUUUGGCAGAAUUCUUUUUUACUGAAUACCAAGAUUACAUAGUGGCAGCUUAUUUUUACAAAAGAGUAAUUCAAAUAUCAAGAUAAUACACCGAAGCUAAAGCCGAAGGCAAAGGCAAGCUAGGAUAUGCAAAGUGUCAUUACCAAGUAGGGUUGAUAGAUUAAGCAAUACAAAUCUUAGAGGAGAGCAUGAAAUAGUGUGAAUAAUUAUAGAAUUUGGAUUCGGUAGUUGAAUAAAUGUCAACCGAAUUGAUAAAAAUCUACAACAGAAUGGCCUAAGAAUAUGAGAAGGGGGACAAUGAUUAAAUAGCAUAAUCAUUAAAAUAUUAUGAUAAAUGCAGAGAAGCAGCCUAAAAAGCAGGAGACUUAGAAUCUGAAGGAGUCAUAUGCAACAAAAUUGGUGGGUUAUAUUUCAAAAUGCAGAAUAUCUAAAAGAGUAUACAAUAUCAUCAUAAAUUCUUGGAAAUUGUAAAAUAGUUACACAAAGAAGACUCAAAAUAAAAGGAAAUGGAGGCACAUUCCUCUUUAGCAUAAUGUUAUCUAAAGAAAGGUGAUGUAGAUGAAGCCUAAAAGCAUUUGGAAAGUUAUUAUGCUUUGGCUAAAGAUUAAAAAUUAUACAAUUCAUAAUCCGAUGCUGCACUACACUUGGCUAAGUUAUAUUAGAGCAAAGGAAACACAGCUAAAUCUUUAGAAUACUUUUAAUAACACUUUGAUUGUGCUAAGUCUGAGAAACCUGAAUAAAAGAGUAGAAAAUUAAUUGACAGAGCUAGAGUUACUUAUGGUAUAGCCAAGGCGAAUGCAUUUAUGGAUAAUUACAUUAAACUUGUAGCAAACAGUGAUAAAAAUUUAAAAGCAUUAUUGGAUUGGAAAUCAAAAAGAGAUAAAUGA